AUGGUCCUAAAGGGAGAUGGCGAGUAUGAAUCCCAAGAUGAGACAGAGACCGCAGCCGUGAUCUCGGAUGAGGAAGUGACCGACUACCCAGAGACAGGCGAGCUACUAGUGACCCGGAGAGCUCUUAGCACCCUCUUUGAUCCAGAAACCAUCCAGCGGGAGAACAUCUUUCACACAAGAUGUAGUAUUGAUCACAAGGUAUGUAGCUUGAUCAUUGAUGGUUGUUCUUGUACUAACGUGGCUAGCAAGUAUCUUGUUGAUAAGUUGGGGUUAGUCAAAACUGCCCAUCCUCGGCCAUACCGUCUCAAAUGGUUCAAUGACGAGACUGAGCUUAAGAUUGCCGAACAAGUUGUUGUAUCCUUCGGUAUUGGCAAGUAUCAUGACCAGGUCAAGUGUGAUGUUGUACCCAUGCAAGCCGGCCAUAUACUUCUAGGAAGGCCAUGGCAGUUUGACAAGGAGACUCUUCACCAUGGACGUACCAACAUCUAUAGCUUCACCCACCACAACAAGAAGCACAGCCUAGCACCUCUCAGCCCCCAAGAAGUUCAUGACAUGCAGAAGGCAAUGGCACAGUCCAGCCAGGAAGGAUGCUUUGCAGGUUUUGAGGCUCCUGAAGUACCAGAUGUAGUACAAGACCUCAUGGGAUGUUACAAGGAUGUCUUUCCUGAUGAGAUCCCAGCCGGCUUACCCCCUGUCCGUGGCAUAGAACAUCAGAUCGACCUUGGCCUGAAGGUUGAUGAGGAGAAUAUCAAGGCGAUAGAAGACUGGCCGACCCCGACCACGAUCGGACAUGUCGGCAGCUUCCAUGGACUGGCCAGUUUCUAUCGACGAUUUGUGAAGGAUUUCAGUACCCUCGCCGCCUCAAUGACCUUCGUGAUCAAGAAGAAUGUAUCCUUUACUUGGGGUCCUGCCCAAGAGGAGUCUUUCAACCGGCUUAAAUAUAGUUUGACACACGCACCGGUCCUAACUCUUCCUGAUUUUGAUAAACCUUUUGAGAUUGAGUGUGAUGCUUCAGGGACAGGAAUAGGAGCCACCACACUCAAGAAGAGGCAUGCUAGGUGGCUGGAUUUCGUGGAGACUUUUCCCUAUGUGAUCAAGUACAAGAAGGGAAAGGACAACGUAGUGGCCGAUGCUCUAUCCCGGCGCCACACCCUCAUUACCACCAUGGAGGCUAAGAUCUUGGGUUUUGAACAACUUAAAAUGUCUUAUGAAACUGAUCGUGAUUUUUCUGAGCUUUACAGUAACACGGCUAAAGGAGCCAUGGGUCCAUUCUUUCAGCAGGACGGAUUUCUUUUCAAGGAGAAACGCCCGUGCAUUCCUCAUGGUUCCAUGCGAGACUUACUGACCCGAGAAGCUCAUGGGGGCGGGUUGAUGGGGAAUUUUGGUCGAGACAAAACCCUGAGCGUCCUUUCCGACCACUUCUAUUGGCCCCGGAUGAGGCGCUACGUUGAGAGCCUUUGCGCCAAGUGCACUGUCUAUCUCAAAACCAAAUCUAGGUCGCAUCCUUAUGGUUUACACAUGCCUUUACCUAUUCCUAUUGCACCAUGGGUCGAUUUGUCUAUGGACUUUGUGCACUCUAUUACUAAUCUCUCCCCUUUUGAGAUCGUGUAUGGCUUUAGACCAGAGACGCCCAUGGACCUAUCCGCACUGCCCCCAGCCAUGCAAGAGACUUUGGAGAAGAAGGCUGAAUGGAACCGGAUCAAGCUCAACAAGGGGCGCACAGAAGUUAUCUUCCAACCAGGCGACUGGGUGUGGCUCCAUAUGAGGCCAGAGCGGUUCCCGGAAGAGAGGAAGAGCAAACUAUUCCGACAAGGGGACAGACCAUUCCGAGUGCUCGACCGGAUCAAUGACAAUGCCUACCGGCUAGAGCUGCCAGAUGACAGAGAUGUUCUGAGGACAGAACCUGUUCCAGAGGGAGGGGAUGUUGCAGUACCCACAACUGAGGUUACCAUCAUCCGCAAAGGAGCUGCUUGCACAGGAACGAACCGGAUUCAAGCAACUAUUGAUCCAGGAGUUGGCCGACUUAAAGCUUGA
Brassica napus (rape) is the source of this 2034-nucleotide messenger RNA. RefSeq lists its product as uncharacterized. The coding region runs from base 1 to 2034 and encodes 677 amino acids. Lineage: Eukaryota; Viridiplantae; Streptophyta; Magnoliopsida; Brassicales; Brassicaceae. The record is from RefSeq and is a predicted model, not a curated record. The transcript has 8 exons.